This is a messenger RNA of Mizuhopecten yessoensis (Yesso scallop), 4336 nucleotides long. Its product is annotated as short transient receptor potential channel 7-like. Gene Ontology annotation, molecular function: inositol 1,4,5 trisphosphate binding; store-operated calcium channel activity. Lineage: Eukaryota; Metazoa; Mollusca; Bivalvia; Pectinida; Pectinidae. The annotation marks the transcript as partial. Gene Ontology annotation, biological process: manganese ion transport; regulation of cytosolic calcium ion concentration; calcium ion transmembrane transport. Gene Ontology annotation, cellular component: cation channel complex; membrane. The record is from RefSeq and is a predicted model, not a curated record. The transcript has 11 exons.
UUUGGACAGUUGAUGCGGUACCCAUGUGUGAAAUUCAUUGGACAUACGAUGUCUUUUGUCACCUUCCUAGUGAUGAUAUUAAUAUCAAGCAUCACUGCCCAGCCAGCGUCACAACAUCAAAUCAGUGCCUUCAACGAUAUAUUUUCCAAGUACAAGGAUUUCCAAGGGGACAAUUCUAGCCAAUACCCGGAGAAUUUUGUAGUGCGCAUAUCUAAACCGGAAAUCAUACAUCUGAUGUUGUCACUAUGGAUCAUAGGUAUGUUGUGGCAGGAGGUGAAGCAGGUUUACAGUGCUGGUAUCUAUGACUAUUUUGACUCUCUAUACAACUACUUAGACGUGGCGGUUCUGACUCUUUACAUCACCUCAUUUACGCUUCGCUACACCACAAUAAUGAAGGUCAACAUGGCUCUAAGUUUCUUUAGCAACUCGGCAUCAUGGGAAGAGCUGGCUAACAAGACAAGCAUGGCUAACUCACAGAUGUACUGGCUAAUUGCUGACCGAUCAUACUGGAGCGCAUGGGAUCCCCAUAACAUCGCGGAGGGACUGUUUGCUCUAGCGAACGUGAUCAGUUUUACGAGAGUGUCUUAUGUACUUCCGGCCAACGAACUGUUUGGACCUAUGCAGAUUUCUCUGGCUAAAAUGAUAUCGGAUAUUCUCAAAUUCGGAGUGAUCUUCAUGGUGGUUUUCCUUGCCUUCAUGGUGGGCCUACACAACCUGUACUGGUACUAUCCACAGGAGAUGAGGAACCACGUCAAGUUUAUGAAUAAUACAGUCAACACUCAGGACACUCCCGCUGGUAAAUACUUUGGCAUUCCACACAUAACAUUCCGUACGGUUUUCUGGUCAUUGUUUGGUCGGGGGGAGACAACUGCAGUGGAGCUUGGUGAAUACGGGCACAUUUUCACACAAACUGUUGGCUAUUGGAUCUUCGGUGCCUACAACAUCGCUACCGUCACAGUGCUUCUCAACAUGCUCAUCGCUAUGAUGUCAAGAUCGUUUGAGAUUAUCCAGGGUGAGGCAGACACAGAGUGGAAGUUUGCGCGCAGUAAGUUAUACAUGGAGUAUAUUAAAGACGACGCCACACUGCCUAUACCAUUCAACAUUGUACCCACCCCAAAGUUUUUCUACAAUACGGGCUCAUUCUGUUUGAGGAUAUUCAGGAAGAAAGACGAUCAGGACGAGCCCCAUCCAAUACACCCUGGCCGAGUGAAGGACAUCGAGAUGUUCAAUAUCAGCCCAGGUGCUACUAACUCGGCUGCCCCUGAAGUGAAGCCACCAGAGAGGCGUGGACCCAACUGGCAAACAAAUAGUCGCGCAGCCAACCAGACAAAGGGUAUAAAGGUGUUCCAGGACCGGAUACAUACCACAAACGGUUUUGUCCGCAACGAUUCUGAUCCCAGUCUCUUUGCGGAGAAGCUGACGUACAAAAGGGUGAUGAAGCGGAUUGUUAAACGUUACAUCUUUGACGUUCAACGUGAAGAUGACACUGGAGAAUGUGACUUCGAUGAAAUAAAACAAGAUAUUUCCAGCUUCCGUUACGAGAUGCUUAACCAUUUAACACAGCGCCAGCGUGAAGCAAAGGAGAUCUUUGACAGAGUUGAUACCAUGGAAUAUAAAAUGGACACCCUAAUGCAACAACAAUCAUUGUGGUUGAAAGCUAUUUCCAAAAGUGAUUCAGAGUUCAAACUAAGUAACUUUAUGGAUCCAAAAGGCAUAUCAAAGGCUGCCACUAUUUCACAGGAAAGUGCUAUAUAUGACUGUAAUGAGGAAACCAGUGAGGACGUGGGCGAAAGUGACCGGAAAUCAAAUGUCGGAGUGCUGCAUGAUAUUCCGGAAGAAGAAAAGCAUCCAAUGUCAACUGAACACAAGUUACAAAGACAAAGAGCUGAUUGUGAUAAGGAUGAAUGUGACACGGAGGAGAUUACGGUGGAGCUGAAUAAAAAUGGAAAUAAUGAAUGUGAUGUUGUAGACGAACGGUUAUAGGUUUGGUUAAGGUGAUAAUUAAUUGCAGAACCGGAAGUGCCUAAUAUCCUCCAUUUUACCUCAUUACAAUCAAAAGCUUUAUGCAUUACGAUGAUAUGGCAUAUUCGUAUUGAAAUUUUAGUACCUAGCUGGAAAUACGUGAUAAUAACAUAACAAAAGUCGUCAUUCUUGCUAUUUGGAAAAUGCGUGGUUCAAAGGGAAUGUCAAUCGUCUUUACGGUAAAGCGCAUGCAUUUUUUAGCAUUGAAAUGACCUGCACUUUUAAUUUUAAGGUGUCAAAAAGGAACAUUUGCUUCGAUGCUUACGUGACCAGUUACAACUGAUCGUAACAUGAAUGCCUUUUUAAUCAAUUAUCCUCAAAAUAUUAUUUAUGAAAUGGUCAUCUUUGUAAUAACAUGUGCUGUAGGGUUUCAGCAAGCGUUUAUAAUACAUAUGACGAAAAGUUCACAAUAAUCAUUUUUUUAACUUUUUGUAUUCUUAUUUAGUUUAUAUUUUACAGUUUUCACAUGAAUACAAAUAUUGUAUCAAAAUAUUGGCUAUUGUAGUGCCUAUUUAUCUUAAUCUUCAUUGAUUUAGUGUAAAAAAGAACCAUGUCGAAAUGAUAAAAAAAUAAGAUAUUUUAUUUUUGAAAUUGGUUUGACAAUAUACAUUAAAUACUGUAGGUAACAACUUUGUUUCUAAAGCUAAGCAUUUGGCUUUUGUAAAUACUGUAAAUGUCACGUGAGUUUGGGAACUCUGCGAUAGCAUGGUACGACAUUUGAUGCCAUUCCUUCGUCAGGUGAUAUGUUAAUAUUCUGUCAUAUAAGCACAGAUACAUUAUUUAUGUGGUAGUAAGAAAUCACAUUUCCCGUUCAAUUCCAGCUUUUUGCCAUGUUCAGAUCUUUUAAUGUCUAGUAUCCAACAAACGAUGUGAUAAGGUGUUGAAACCCGUGUAUAUGUCCCUAUCGUGAAUGCACAAUCAUCAUAACUAUUUAAUGACACCUGUUGUAAAUCCAUUCCAUAAAUUGUAUCCUUUAAUUUAUUCAAAAAAUUCAAUGUAAUUCCUUUGUGAAAAUCAGCUUUACAUCAAAUGUGUUUUAUCUUCUGUCACCCAAUCCCCCCACUCUAUCCCUCCCCCCCCCCUCUUUUUUUCCCAUUUCUAACGUUUUGCUACUGGAUUUAUCUUAAUAUAUUUCCUGUAUUGUAUGUAAAUACCCCUUUUUCGAACAAGAACAAUCAUUUUACUCGCUCGGUAACAAUAAGUGGUAUUUUACUCGCUCGGUUACAAUAAGUGGUAUUUUACUCGCUCGGUUACAAUAAGUGGUAUUUUACUCGCUCGGUUACAAUAAGUGGUAUUUUACUCGCUCGGUUACAAUAAGUGGUAUUUUACUCGCUCGGUUACAAUAAGUGGUAUUUUACUCGCUCGGUUACAAUAAGUGGUAUUUUACUCGCUCGGUUACAAUAAGUGGUAUUUUACUCGCUCGGUUACAAUAAGUGGUAUUUUACUCGCACGGUUACAAUAAGUGGUAUUUUACUCGCAUGGUUACAAUAAGUGGUAUUUUACUCGCUCGGUUACAAUAAGUGGUAUUUUACUCGCAUGGUUACAAUAAGUGGUAUUUUACUCGCAUGGUUACAAUUAGUGGUAUUUUACUCGCAUGGUUACAAUAAGUGGUAUUUUACUCUCUCGGUUACAUUAAGUGGUAUUUUACUCGCUCGGUUACAAUAAGUGGUAUUUUACUCGCACGGUUACAAUGAGUGGUAUUUUGCAGACGAUGUUAUUGUUCUGUAUUGCAAGAUGAUAACAAUUCAUACAUCACCCUAUUUCGAUUAUGUUGUUAUUGUUUUAUGAGUCAUUGUUUCAAUAUUGUGUCAAUAAUAUAAUCACUGAUAACGCAUAUUUGUUCCAUAUUUAUUUGCACAAACACUACCCUUCAUUCGGCAAUAUACGUUAUGGAACCUCGCAGAUCUAAACUAUUCAAUAUCAGCACAAAUUAUUUGGAUGAAAAAUCGUUCCGACUUAACAAAAUAUUAUUCCUAUCUAACUCAUAAACGUCAGGAUAGCAAAUAUUCAAGAUUGGCAGAGCGAUUAUUAACCAACUGCCAAUCAAUAUCAAAUAAUUAAAACAAAAUGCCGAGGUGUAUUGACCAUAAUCUUGUUCAUUGGCGAAACGGGGUUUUGGCUGAAUGUCUUUUAAAUUGCUCAUUUAAACAUUUUUCUUACAAAACGCUGUUGCAAGAGGAAUGUGAACAUAUGUUAUUACAUUUUGCGUACCAUUCACACAAGCAUUUUAUGGGAAAUACUAUUAUCAUAAAACAAAUAUUAAAUAUUUGUUUAUGAUGUAAGGCUUAGCUAGAGUUAAUAAAACAAAAUGUGC